This is a messenger RNA of Haliotis rufescens (red abalone), 1177 nucleotides long. RefSeq lists its product as uncharacterized. The coding region runs from base 461 to 1093 and encodes 210 amino acids. The transcript is spliced from 2 exons. The record is from RefSeq and is a predicted model, not a curated record. Lineage: Eukaryota; Metazoa; Mollusca; Gastropoda; Lepetellida; Haliotidae.
UACAAGUGUACGAAAACAGGCAUUCUUAUGUUAAGUCUAUCCCUGCUCACAUGUCAGAACAUAUAAUGUUUCUUCACAAGGUCUAUAUAUUUCUUCAAUUGGAAGAGACCUUUGAUUGCAGCUUUUGCAAAGUUCUCUACCGUCUCUGGAUUUGCUGGGAUCGGGGGCGUACAUGCUAGGAGACAGCAAGCUAACUUGGCAAUAUUUACAAAUAACCAGGGGUUGCUAGGAUUUAGCCAUAUAUGUUACAUCAGUCUAUAUAGAUAAUUAAUAUCUCUUCACGUGCAGUUCACAAUGGGGAUGAUGAAAGAGAUGCAAUGCUAAAUCAGAUCAAUACAUAUUGAUGUCCCCCGAGGGUCUUAUGGAUAGACGCUACAGUGACGGCGAUAGGUACAGAGAACCAGUCUUCUGAUGAUCUCGUCAGCACUAGCUUGCAGUAGUCAGUCGAUGUAGUCACAAGAUGACAAAAAGGCAGUUUGGUGCAUGGCGCUGCACUGCCCACUUGGCCAUGUGGCUCAUAGUCUGUUCCGUUGGUACAAACGCUGGAGGAACAUGUGCUGAUUUGAGUAACAUUCCACAGCUUGAGGCGUCAAAGCGUCUUAUUGGAUCCACUUUUCAGACAAUCCAAAGCUCAUCCCCGCUUGGCUGUGCCAAGGAGUGUCUUUUGAGAAAAAGGUGCGGCUCUUUCAACUUUUACCUCCCCACGUCAGACUGUGACCUGAAUGGUAACACAACAGCAUCACCUUCGUAUGAGCAGAGAAGCGGGUAUUAUUACAGUGAGAUCUACCAUUGGCCCACAACCCUGGCAGGUAAAUGUCAAGGUCACAACUGCGAUGACGAAACGAAAUGUGAGGUCGGCGUUGACAUGACAACCAGUUGCGUGACAGCGGAUAUAACCGGCUCUAUGUGCCCCCAACCUGAUCCGAUCCCAAAUGGACGCUUGAUGGAAUAUUUUUCUUCUGGCGGAUCUUGGAGUCCUGGAAGUGUUGGGUGGUGGUACACUUGCAAUGUAGGCUUCUAUCAACAAGGCAUGUUGGAAUGCCUUCCUGAUGGAUCAUGGUCCUCUGUUACUUGUAAAAGCUAUUACGGCUGAGGAUUAGGCAUUGUACGAAAGCAGGUUAAAGGUUAUUGGCUCCAACAGUUACGUUGUAACGCCUUCCACCCUCUAUUAAAAACU